UCAAUUUAUCCAAUUUCCUUUUUAUUCCCAAAUUUUUUCAAAAUUUCCUUUCCGGACACAUUUUCCAUUUCAGAUUCUUACCUCCCAAGCUUCCUUUAUUCAUUUCGGGCUCGGGUUGGGUUAAAAGCCUUCUUCUUCUUCUUCUUCUUCUUCUUCUUCCAUUUUGCAUGAAAGUUCUGCACUCUCUGCGCAUUUGAAUUCCAGAGCCGAAAGCUUCCUUACCCUCUGGCUUUCUGCGGCGCAAAAUAGAAUUCGUCAGAGCUAUGUUUCACUCACACUGCACUCUUUCGAGGAAAGGCCCUUCAGGUGCCAUUUGGGUCGCUGCUUACUUCUUCAAAAAGCUUAAGAAAUCUCUGGUUAUAGAUACUGAUAUUCCAUCCUCUGUUGAUAAAAUUUUGCAAGAUGAACUGAAUGCUGUGACAUAUAGAGUAAUGGCCUACCUCCUCCUCGGCAUCGCCCGGAUCUAUUCCAAAAAAGUUGAAUAUCUGUAUGUUGACUGCAAUAAAGUGCUGACCGAAAUCAACGAAUUUGUGGUCAGCACAAAGAAUAGUGCUAGAAAGGAAAAGCAAACACCUUAUUAUGCUAUUACCCUUCCUAAAAGAUUUGAACUCGACGCGUUUGAUCUGGGGAUUCUUGAGGACCUUACUGGAAGCAACAUGGUAUGCCAUGAAGAGAUUACCCUCAAAGAUAGCAUGUGGAAAAAUGACAUCACACUGUCGAUUGACGAGAACCAUGGCGAGGAAUUCACUCCACUUCACAGUAUUUGCUAUUCUGAUGAUACCUUAUUCAAAGAAGUCUUUUCGCCUCACCUCAAGGACAGUGAGAUGCAGGCAAGCUCAUUACAUCACGAUAUUGUGUCAGAAAAUUUUCAAGUGAGUGCAUUCUCUGAUGAAAAUUAUGAGAUUGAGGUAUUUGGAAUUGGGAAUACGCAUAUCAAAGCAAUCGAACAAUUUAAUGAAGAUCAUCGAUCUGAUGAAGAAGAGAUGAAGAAGGAGAAAAUGCUGCAAUAUGAACAUGUAGUUCCUGAAGCAAGCACUGAAAUGGUUUUGACUGAUAGAUUUUCUCAUGAAGAAACUGUAAUUGACAAGGAAGUUUCUAUAACAGAGCAUUUGAAAUUAUCUGAAGAAGUUAAUCAGAUCGUGGGAAUUCGAUCAGAAAAUGAACUUGAGUUCGUGAACGGAGACGAUAACAUCAGCACCUCGGAAAGAAGCAUGGAGAAACUUAGAGAUAAUUCUGCAACUCUUGUGGAUAGCAUGGAUAUCAACGUGUCUUGGAGUGCACAAAAUGAACCUACAAAACUUAUUGGAACGGAUAGUGAAGGGGAUGCUUUGAAUUUUCUUGAAAUGCAAUCACCUGAAAUGGAAGACCGUGAUGGAUCUCGAAACAGUCUUCAACUAUCUAUUUCACUUGAUGGAAUGUUUGAUUCAAAAUUUCCAGAUUUUACAGGUACCAAGACACCUGAGUUUACAACAAUUUCGACUCCAGCUAAUAAGGAGAGACCGAGGACAUCAAGGAAGAGAAAAUGCAUUGUUGACGAUCCUAUUGUUUUGUCGAACGAAAAAUUUAAGCGAAGCAUAUAUGAUGCCAGCAACUUGGUUUCAAAAAGAAGCAAAUGUCCUCGUAGUGGUCUUGCUGUCUGGAAAGCUAGUCAAAUUUCUAGUCUCUCCUUUGGCUUCUCAGUGCCUUUGAUGUCCUGUGUUUCGCCCGAGCUUAAGUCCCUUCUUUCUAAGACGUUAGUGAACAUAUCGGAAUCUGCUGAAUUGGUGAAAUCUGCUGAAAACUUGGAUGAUCCAAGUUCUCCAGCUUUUGACAUGUUAGUGAAAAUGGAUAGCCCGGUCACAGUUUCCAAAACUGGAGGGCAUUCAAAUGAACCAGAGAUUUCUGGAUCUCCCACUACCUACAGAUCUGAACAAACCACCAUUUCUGUGGAUAGAGCUUCAGUUUCUGAAGCUUCUGUCCUGGAACAGUUGUCUACAUCAGAACCUCAAACUUCAGAUAGACUCGAGCAAAUAGCAAUAGCACCCGGGACACCGGUUCGGUGCUCAACAUCAGCUAGAUUAUUUGGGAGUCCAGAUAGCCCUAAAGUUCCUAACUCGAAAGCACAGCUAAGGUUUUGUGAAGAGGAUGCACUGGAACCCGGAAGCCCUGCGAGAACAAGAAUGGUAGGUGGUUAUCUUCUCCAAAAUUUUAGAAAUCAAAGGGGGCAAACUGUGGAAGAGGGUGCAAAUUUGAGACACCUUCUUAGCAGGAAAACGAGAAAAGAGAGUGCUAAAGUAUUCUAUGAGAUAUUGGUACUGAAAACCAAAAACUGCGUGGAUGUGAAACAAGAUUGUGCGUACGGUGACAUCUUAGUAUGGAAAUUGGGAAACUGGGACACAGAGGCGAGUUUUGAUGUAGAGUAGAGUAGGUGAUGAGUUUUAGGUGGUGUUGAAGGGGACUGAGGCUAGUUUUGAUGUACAGUAAGUUCCAUAAGUUAGCAGCAGCAGCAGCAGCAGCAGCAGCAGCAGCAGCAGC
This is a messenger RNA of Cucurbita moschata (crookneck pumpkin), 2514 nucleotides long. RefSeq names its product sister chromatid cohesion 1 protein 2. Gene Ontology annotation, biological process: synaptonemal complex assembly; replication-born double-strand break repair via sister chromatid exchange; mitotic sister chromatid cohesion. Gene Ontology annotation, molecular function: protein binding; chromatin binding. The coding region runs from base 264 to 2402 and encodes 712 amino acids. Gene Ontology annotation, cellular component: synaptonemal complex; cohesin complex. The transcript is spliced from 12 exons. NCBI's taxonomy places the organism in Eukaryota, Viridiplantae, Streptophyta, Magnoliopsida, Cucurbitales, Cucurbitaceae. The record is from RefSeq and is a predicted model, not a curated record.